Messenger RNA from Trichoderma aggressivum f. europaeum, 1842 nucleotides. RefSeq lists its product as uncharacterized. Lineage: Eukaryota; Fungi; Ascomycota; Sordariomycetes; Hypocreales; Hypocreaceae. The coding region runs from base 1 to 1842 and encodes 613 amino acids. The record is from RefSeq and is a predicted model, not a curated record. The transcript has a single exon.
AUGUGUACUGGAAUGGACUCGAACCAUUAUUGCCUAAGGGACGCGUCAAAGGAAAUUCGACUGUUUGAUCUUGUGUCAGCGGAUGAACAAGAACCUGCGCAAGGACGCAUCCGACGCGCGACAGUUGGUAAUGCGCCUCCGUUUGUGGCUGUUUCCCACGUCUGGGGGGACAGGAGCCGCGAUCGAAGCGUCUGCCUUGAAUCAGGCUGUGGAACCAAGUACGCUCAAAUCUCAACGAAUCUCGAGGCAUUCUUCAUCAGACUCAUCGGCCUGGAUUCGAAUACGCUCCCUCAAAUAUGGUUCAAAGGGUCACGACUGCCUUUAUGGGUUGACAUGAUUUGCAUCAAUCAGAUGGACGUGGCUGAAAAGGCGUUGCAAAUUCCCCUCAUGCGGGACGUUUAUUCGCAAGCAAGUUCAGUCAUCAUUUGGAUCAAUGAAAACGACAGUCGCAUCGGCCAAGCUUUUCACUAUCUUGGCCAACUUAUUGCAAAUAAAACAACGACCGAGGCUGCAAAUAUAUGGACGCUCUUUGACCCAAAUGGGUGGGAAGCCCUAAAGUAUCUUUUGGACUGCAGUUGGUUUCAUCGGAGAUGGGUUCUUCAAGAGUUUGCAGUGCCAAAGGAUGUCGUCUUUCUUUGCGGCUCAGACGUUAUGUCAAUCGACGAUCUGUUCAGUGGCAUCGACAUGGCCGCAAGUGUACUGAUAGCACGGCCUCGAAAAUUCAAGAUACUCCAUCCUGCACACACUGGUUCGCUGAGGCCGGCGCCUGCUCUGAGGGAACUUAGGAAGCACUACGCCGAGGCUGGUUAUCAUGUAAGCUUACUUUGGCUGCUGGAGCACUUUCGUUCCACAACGGCAACCUUGGCUCACGACCAGGUAUAUUCCUUGCUCGGUCUGUGUAGCUCUGAAGAGGUUGCUGGCAACCCAAUCCGGUACGAUCUCGAGCCGGAAGAGGUGUACAAAACCUUUUCCGCGACUCAUGCACGGCUGUAUAACAACCUGGAGUUUCUUGGGCUUUGUACAGCAGCUCAACGUGACUUUGUGUGUUCGGGCUCGGUGGAUAACUUGGUAUCUCGCUCCUUUGCUGGCCCUACAUGGGUGCCCAACUGGCAUUCAGAACGUCUUCAGCGCUGUUUGGGGCUGAAUGAUUAUGGUACUAACCUCAAGUUCUUCAACGCUUCAGACAGGAUCCCCAUGACUGUGCUAUUUCGACACGACGAGUUGGAAGUUUUGGGUGUUCGACUUGAUCGAAUCUUGAGUAUCGGCAGUUUCUGUCGCCUUGAGCGACGCCACGAGUUGACAGAUCCCAAUUCCAGACUGUUUCAAGAGUAUUUCGAUUUCUGGACGAGCGUAGCCGCGGCCGAAAGAAUCAUGCCAUAUAGAGACAAGAAGCAUCUAGCAGAGUCCAUUGCCCGUACGCUCAGUCUUCUCGGCAUAUACCUGAACCCAAUGCCUCUGUUAGCCGACAUUCCAGACAUGUUCUGCCGCUGGUGUAGGGAGUCGAAUUUAGGCAGGCAGCUUGCAGAAUAUGGACUCAAGCCCAAGAACGCCACAAACCUAGAAGGAGAAAGGGUGUUUAUGGGGAUGAGGCGUCUGACGGCCUGGGAACCCUUCAUCACUGAAAGCGGCUAUAUCGGCCUUGCUCGAGGGAGUACUCGUGUCGGUGACGAGAUUUGGAUCGUUGGUGGCUGUAGUGUGCCUCUUCUGUUGUCUCCGCAGACAGGAGAUCUAGUCAACUUCGAGGUGAAGGGCGAAGUCUUUUUCGACGGCUUCAUGUUUGGAGAGGCAAUGAGGAUGGACGAGUUUGGGGAUACUUCUGUGCAACCAAUCGUCUUAGUGUGA